AUGCAGAUCAUGACUCUGAACAUUGCAAUGGAGUGGAUCCGGCAGAAGGCUGCUGGUGAAGCGGCGUCCAGUGAAAAGGCCAAAAAGGGGGCACCAUCUGACAAGGCUUGGCUGCGCAUGAUGGAACUGGAGGAGCAGAAGAAGCUGGAUCAGGAUGGCAGAGUCUCCGCCGAGGAGGUGGCUGCAGGGAAAGCCGCCGCCGAAGCUGAAGCUCAGCGCAACCUGGAGCUUCGUGCAGAGGAGCGGCGCAGGCUGAGGGCAGAGCAGGGGCUGGAUGGGACCAGCAAUGACCUCAUCCUGGCUCAAUGCGCGCUGAGGCCAGGGGUGGUCGAGGAUGCUGUCUGCGAGAAGGCUGAUGAUGGACGCAGCAUCAAAGGCUCUCAGAAGCACAUGAAGAUUGUCUGCACGGAGGGGUGCACGAUUCACUAUCACUACGCAUGCUGGCGAGCCUUUGAGCGUGCGUUUAAGGUGCAGCAUCCUGAGUUCUCCUGGAAGAACAAGGACGGGGUGCGGUGCUUCACUGAUGGAUGCACGGGGAAUAUCAAGCUGGCGUUGGAGUUGCAAUCUGACAUGGGCACUGAAAUAUCUCGACGCGAGCUGCUACGGCUGCCAGAUGAGCCCAAACGAGCCGCUCACCCGCCACCCCAGGCCGAGCCAAAGAAGGCCCGCAAGCAGAAGGGCGCUCAAAAAGCCCCUGCAGCUGAUGCAGAGGAAGGCAAGGCCAAGGCGGAGGCCCGCCCCACUCGACAGGCACUGGUGGAGCGGGCUCCUGUGGCGCCAGCCCCUGCACCAAAGCCUGAGGUCAAGGUUGAGCCGGCGCCUCCACCAGCGCUGGACUUCCCAGAUAUCAGUUUUGUCCAAAGGAAGAGGGACGAUGAGGAGGAUCUGGAGCGUCUGGAGAAGGGUCUCAAGGGCAAGAAGGAGAAGAAGAGGCGAGAGAAGAAGGGCAAGAACGUGGUGCACGUGCUGCCAGACGCAGAAACAGCACACGAGGAGGAGCCUGAAAGCAGCAACCAGCCACAGUCCUAUGCUGAGCACUUUAUGGCUGCGGAUGACCCAGCACCUCGUCCGACGCUCAACAGCAAGGACUUUCCCGGCCUCACCCCCGCUGCAGCAGCCGGCUCAUCACGGCCAAUCCUGGCACCUGCACCUGCGCUGACACCUGCAAGACCCUCUGCAGAUGGCCUCUCUGCCUGGGAGACCAUCCUGUGCCUCCAAUCUGCUCGCCCAGGGCCACACCUCCUCAUCCAGAACGUGGACGUGCAAAGCCUGCAAGCUGCAUCCAAGCCGCCGGCCGCCCAUAUUGAGAAGAUGGUGUUGCAGUAUGGGCUGUUUGCUGCCUUGGUCGUUUUCCCUGGUCUCGCGGCUGCUGCUGUGUCCUACACCUCAUCGUCCGCUGGAGAGCAGGCGUACUUCAAGCUGGACGGGAAGCUGCUGGAGAAGAAGCGCCUGGAGCUGAGCUUCCUGGAGCAGUACCCCAGCCACGACAUGAUUGCCAACGUGGCUUCCGAGUCAGGCACGCCGGCGCUGCAGAAGCGAGCGACGGCCGAGCAGUUUGAGGAGACGGGCGCCGCCGCAGGUGUCGGCAGCAGCGGCGGCAGCGGUAAUCAGCCUCAGAGGAGCGCCAACGUGGAGAUCCCCAGGUCCUCACAGGGUGACAAGGACAGGCUGACGAUGCAGGGGCUGAUGAGGGGGGCCAAUGUGAUGGGGCUGGAGGGAGGCAAGGCCAACCAGCUGCGCGUGGCUGCCAGGGAGUUUGUGCCGAGCGGCAGCCCUGCCAGUAACCCAGCAGAGGCAGCACCCCUGGCGGUCUCAGCCACUCCCUCUGAAGCCGGCGCCACGGAGCCCACGGCUGCACAGGUGGAGGCUGACCUGGCGGUCAUCACAUGCAUGCACCUGCUGGGCUGCAAUGAGGCCGUCCUGGGCCAGUACAACCAGCAGGAGCGAUUUGGCAUCUCCCUGGAGGACCUGGCAGACCACUCCUCCCACGACGUGCACUCCAUGGGCCUCGUGCUCUAUGACAUCGACACCCACGAGCUGCAUGGCCUCUGGCGCGCCAAGCGCGUCACUCACAACAACGUUGCAGGCCAGGUCAUAGCGUUCGAGGUGCUGCAGAAGUUUCCACCCAUCAGCCGCGACAGGUACUCCAAUUUCCUGGGCCUGGAGGAAGACGGCAGCUUGAACCAUCCACAACUCAUCACGGGCAAUUUUGUCAAAUUCUGCAUCCAGCAGUUCCAGAAGGGCACUGCCUCUGCCCCCUCCCCAGGUCGUGCAGGCGGCUCUGGCCGCAGCAUAAAGGCAGCCAUCAAGGCGGCAGCAUCUCCCCUGAAGCCGGACGUGGCCCAUUCCGAGCCUCCAGCUCCCGCCCCAUCCGCGCGCCCCGUCGCCACUGCAGCAGCAGCAGCAGCAGCAGCAGCCCCCGCAGUCGCGCCGCCUCUUUUUGUCCCGGCGGCCAGACUCCCUGUGCCAGCAGCACCAGCGCCCCCAGCACCUGCGGCCCCAACUGCCGGCAACCUAUUCUCAUCGCUGUUCGAGGGCCUGUUCCCCAAGGAAGCCCCUGCCGCUGCGCCAGCCCCACAGCCGCAGCAAGCCGCCCCCGCCGCGCCGCUGGCGGUGCAGACGGCAGCCUCAGGCUCGCAGAGCAGCAGCGCGUCGGGCACGCCCCGGCCCAGCAGCGCGAGCACCCGGGAGCCGGACCGCGCGGCGCGCAUGGCCACCUUCUAUGGCAUGGCGCAGGCCUCGCCGCAGAGCCGCGCACAGAUCACCAACCUGCUGCAGUCGUCCGCCCUCAACAGCCACUCCUCCCUAGAAAUGUCCCUCCGCCAGCCCGCCCCCGAGACCACCCUCGCCGCAGCCGCCCAAAGCCUGGCGGCGACUGCCGUCAGCGCGCCAGAAGCGCCGGCAGUCAGCCAGGCAGCUGCACAGCCCUCCGCCGCAGCGCCAGCGCCGGUGCAGCCAACCGCGCCGUCAGCACCGGCCGCAAAACCGCCAGUGAGGCUGAUGAUGCCGGCCGGCCGUCCCGCCUACCGCCCACCAGCUGUCGGGGUGCGGCCCUACCGCCCGCCGAACGCGCCCGUGCCGCUGCAGCCGGCUCCUCAGCAGCAGCAACCUGAGCCGCAGCGGCCACAGGCGGCAGCGGCAGCGCUGCCGUCCAUCACGGACCUGCUGAUGUCCAACAUCCAACCAGCGCCCUCCCGGCCUUCCGGCUUGCCUGCGGCACGGCCGCCGCAGCCGAACUCUGCGCACAGGUCCGGCUCCGGGGCGGAGCAGCAGGCUGACACAAUGUCCCGCACCAGCAGCGGGACGUCCCUGAACAGUGAGGCCGCCAGCAUGGGCUCUACUAGGCGCCUCAAGGUGUACAUUGUGUGUAAAGUUUGUACCAGGAAGCGCGUCAUUCAUGUUCACUGCAUUGUGAGCAUUAGGUCAUCCACGUGA
Molecule: messenger RNA, 3435 nt
Organism: Coccomyxa subellipsoidea C-169
Lineage: Eukaryota; Viridiplantae; Chlorophyta; Trebouxiophyceae; Coccomyxaceae
Exons: 16
Coding region: 1-3435 (1144 amino acids)
Source: RefSeq, a predicted model, not a curated record